Molecule: messenger RNA, 2919 nt
Organism: Homo sapiens (human)
Lineage: Eukaryota; Metazoa; Chordata; Mammalia; Primates; Hominidae
Gene: PTGR2
Product: prostaglandin reductase 2
Exons: 11
Coding region: 717-1370 (217 amino acids)
Biological process (GO): prostaglandin metabolic process
Cellular component (GO): cytoplasm
Molecular function (GO): oxidoreductase activity, acting on the CH-CH group of donors, NAD or NADP as acceptor; 15-oxoprostaglandin 13-reductase [NAD(P)+] activity
Source: RefSeq, marked reviewed
AGUGACGCGCGAGCGGCUCCCGCGACUGUGGCUCCCGAAGCUGCUUCGGGCCCCAGCGGUGAGGAAGAAGACUCUCAACCAGGGUGACUUCUAGGCGUCCUCCCGGAGCUACCGGGGACACUGGCGUUAUUGCCCGCAACACUGAGAUAGGGAAUGCUCGAGAAACAGAAGCAGGAGUAUUUUAUACAGAAAUCUUGUGAAACCACUGCCCAACCAGAGCAAUGAUUGUUCAAAGAGUGGUAUUGAAUUCUCGACCUGGAAAAAAUGGUAAUCCAGUGGCAGAGAAUUUCCGAAUGGAAGAAGUCUAUUUACCAGAUAAUAUUAAUGAAGGACAAGUACAAGUUAGAACUCUUUAUCUUUCUGUGGAUCCUUACAUGCGUUGUAGAAUGAAUGAAGACACUGGCACUGAUUAUAUAACACCUUGGCAGCUAUCUCAAGUCGUUGAUGGAGGAGGUAUUGGAAUUAUAGAAGAAAGCAAACACACAAAUUUGACUAAAGGCGAUUUUGUGACUUCUUUCUAUUGGCCCUGGCAAACCAAGGUUAUUCUGGAUGGAAAUAGCCUUGAAAAGAGAUGGGUUGUCACUGUGUUGCCCCGGCUGGUCUCAAACUCCUAGGCUCAAGCAAUCCUCCCACCUCAGCCUCCCAAAGUGCUGAGAUUACAGGUAGACCCACAACUUGUGGAUGGACACCUUUCAUAUUUUCUUGGAGCUAUAGGUAUGCCUGGUUUGACUUCCUUGAUUGGGAUACAGGAAAAAGGUCAUAUAACUGCUGGAUCUAAUAAGACAAUGGUUGUCAGUGGGGCCGCAGGUGCCUGUGGAUCUGUGGCUGGGCAGAUUGGCCAUUUCUUAGGUUGUUCCAGAGUGGUGGGAAUUUGUGGAACACAUGAGAAAUGCAUCCUCUUGACCUCAGAACUGGGCUUUGAUGCUGCAAUUAAUUAUAAAAAAGACAAUGUGGCAGAACAGCUCCGUGAAUCAUGCCCAGCUGGAGUGGAUGUUUAUUUUGACAAUGUUGGUGGUAACAUCAGUGAUACAGUGAUAAGUCAGAUGAAUGAGAACAGCCACAUCAUCCUGUGUGGUCAAAUUUCUCAGUACAACAAAGAUGUGCCUUAUCCUCCCCCGCUAUCCCCUGCUAUAGAGGCAAUCCAGAAAGAAAGAAACAUCACAAGGGAAAGAUUUCUGGUAUUAAAUUAUAAAGACAAAUUUGAGCCUGGCAUUCUACAGCUGAGUCAGUGGUUUAAAGAAGGAAAGCUAAAGAUUAAAGAGACGGUAAUAAAUGGGUUGGAAAACAUGGGAGCUGCAUUCCAGUCCAUGAUGACAGGAGGUAACAUUGGAAAGCAGAUAGUUUGCAUUUCAGAAGAAAUCUCUUUGUAAUUGCUGUAAAUGUCAUCAAGGCAAUCAUAGAUUUCUUUUCCAUUUUGCAUAUUUUCAAAGAUAUGUUAAAAAAUCCUUAGACUAUACAUAGCUCUUGAUUUAAAUGUGAUCAUAGGUGUUAUUUUUAGUUGCAUAGGGUAUUUGAUACAAUCAUUAAUGGAUCAUACACAAUAGGUUUUUAAAAAUUAAUAACUUUUAGUAAUUACUUUUAUUAAUUUAAAAUAGAACGCUUGAGAGGCACUUUGUAAAGAUUUGUUAAACUGGAAACGUUUUACAUGAUCUGAUACAACCAUUAAUGAAUCAUACACAAUAGGUUUUUUAAAAUUAAUAUUAAUAACUUUUAUUAAUUUAAAAUAGAAUGCUUAAAAUAAAAUAGAAUGCUUGAGAGGCACUGAGUAAAGAUUUGUUGAACUGGAAAUGUUUUACAUGAUUCUUAAACUGAAACUUGGUGUAAAAAUAGAAUUGAGAUGGCCUUUUUUUCACAUUGUAGACUGAAAAGAGACUUAAUGGUAUGAUGUGUACAUAGGGACUGGGGGCAGGAUUGGGGGUUUCGGAGCUUGUGUAACAGUUUUUGGGAUAGGAGACCAGCGGUUUUGGGUUGGGAUUAGUAUGGGAAGAUAAAUAACUUAGGUUGGUUAAGUUGACAAGAUUUACUCCAGAGGAUCAUCUCUUUGUAUUUGCCAAAUAAUUUACUGUAUAGCCUAAAAACUCCAUAUAUAUUGAGAAAAGCAUAUGUUUAUUUUAGGUUAGCAGGCACAUACUGUCAAGUUGUAAAGAUUGAGAGGGCAAACAGAUGUAAACAUCACUUGUAGGUGAUUAAAAAGAUUGACAGCCGGGCCUGAUGUCUCAAGCCUGUAAUCCUAGCACUUUGGGAGGCAGAGGCGGGCAGAUCACUUGAGGUCAGGAGUUCAAGACCAGCCUGGCCAACACGGUGAAACCCCAUCUCUCUAAAAAUACAAAAAUUAGCUGGGCGUGGUGGCACACGCCUGUAAUCCCAGCUACUCAGGAGGCUGAGGCUGGAGAAUCAUUUGAACCUGGGAGGGGGAGGUUGCCGUGAGCUGAGCUUGCACCAUUGCACUCCAGCCUGGGCGACAAGAGUGAAAUUCCAUCUCAAAAAACAAAAACAGAUUGACAACAAAGACAGUUUCAGAAAAUGACAGGACUGGGCAAAUUAACAAAUGUUUGUAAACAUGAAUGUUCAGGAACUACUGAUGUACCUCAAAAGUUUGUUUUAUUAAUUGUACUCAACCCUCGCAGAACAGUAAAACUGAAGAUUAUUGUUUCUGAAUGUUUUGGCUUAUGAUUGUCUACACACUGCCAAUAUACUUUUGUAUGCAACAUUUGUAAUAAGUAGAUUCAAACUGUGUUGGUAAUCAGCCUCCCCAGUUUUCGUGAGUGGCCCUUUUUUGUUACUUUUCCUGGACCAUUUCAUCGCCUGAGGGGGUUUCACUUUUCUCUGUAUGUUGCUAACUCCCAAAUCUCCAUCUGUAUUUCUGACCUCUUUCUUGAGCACUGGACCUUUACCUCCAAGUAAAUAUCCUCAACUCUG